This is a messenger RNA of Dermacentor andersoni, 1003 nucleotides long. The record is from RefSeq and is a predicted model, not a curated record. NCBI's taxonomy places the organism in Eukaryota, Metazoa, Arthropoda, Arachnida, Ixodida, Ixodidae.
AGACAGCAGCACAGUUGCCACAGUGUCCAACGACGUGCACGAAACAUUGCAUGAGCGCGCGUUUGAAUUAUAUCAUCUUUUACUGAUCACCUGCGUCUUUAAAUUUUUCUCCUCUUGAUAGAUCAACAUCUUCUUACUCGUCUCAAGAAAUUUCCCUCUAUACAUCCGGCUUGCAGAUGCCUCCACGGAAAAAAGCGAAGAUUGAAAGUGCUGCUGAGAAAGCAGGUCAGCCAGAUAAACAAGCAUCAAGGAAUACGCAAGAAACGGAUGAAGUGGUUCACUGGCUGCUGAAAUCUGAACCAGAAAGUCGGAUAGAAAAUGGUAUAGACAUGAAGAAAUAUGUUACACUGCUAGAUAAAGUCCUCAUCAGGAAUAUCCAAUUGCCCUUGUCUUUGUUCAGCAUUGAUGACCUAGUUGAGUGCCCUGACAGGACAUCAUGCUGGGAUGGAGUGAGAAACUAUCAGGCACGGAACAUCUUACGGGACCAGAUGAAGGUCGGCCACCAGUGCUUCUUCUACCACAGCAAUUGCAAGACUCCUGGAAUAGUUGGCAUUGUCGAGGUUGUCAAGGAGGGUUACCCCGACCACACACAGUUUGACAAGAAGGGUAAUCACUAUGACAGACUCAGCACCACUGAAAAACCGAGGUGGUUCAUGGUCGACGUAAAGUUUGUCCGCAAACUGGACCGCCAGAUCACUUUGGCUGAACUGAAGACACUUCACGAGAAACAUAAGUCUCAAAGUCCCAAGGGUCCUUUGGCAAACAUGGCUCUAGUUGCGAGAUCACGUCUUUCAGUGCAACCAGUCAGGAAAGAAGAAUGGGACUUCAUCCUUAGCCUUGAGAAGUCUUCACCAUAGUAGCCUUUGGUAAAUUGGAUGAAGUUAACAACACUCAUCUUCACACAAAAUAGCAGGUGGUAGCUGUCACCCGUCAGUGGUUGUUUCUGCUUAUGACAUCUUAGCAGCAUGACAGUGUUUUAAUAAACAUAUUCAAAAAUGUUUGA